Molecule: messenger RNA, 537 nt
Organism: Passer montanus (Eurasian tree sparrow)
Lineage: Eukaryota; Metazoa; Chordata; Aves; Passeriformes; Passeridae
Product: sodium channel subunit beta-1-like
Exons: 3
Coding region: 16-285 (89 amino acids)
Biological process (GO): regulation of heart rate by cardiac conduction; cardiac muscle cell action potential involved in contraction; sodium ion transport
Cellular component (GO): voltage-gated sodium channel complex
Molecular function (GO): sodium channel regulator activity
Source: RefSeq, a predicted model, not a curated record
CUGGGAUGGACUGGGAUGGGAUUGGGCCACACCUACAGCCUGGCCAGGAACCAGACCCUGCGGCUGGCCGUGGUGGACAAAGCGCGGCGGGACCUGGCGUCCAUCGUGUCCGAGAUCCUGAUGUACGUGCUGAUCGUGGUGCUGACGCUCUGGCUGGCCGCCGAGAUGCUCUACUGCUACCGCAAGGUGGCGGCCGCGGCCCCGCCCCCCGACAGCGCCUCGGAGUACCUGGCCAUCACCUCGGAGAGCAAAGAGAACUGCGGCGGCGUCCAGGUGGCCGAGUGACCUCUGACCCCUGAGUGACCCCUGAGUGACCUCUGAGUGACCUCUGACCCCUGAGUGACCCGGAAUGACCACAGAGUGACCCCUGGAUGACCUCGGAGUGACCCAGAGUGACCCCUGAGUGACCCCGAAUGACCCUUGAGUUACCCCGAGUGACCACUGACCGCUCAGUGACCACUGACCUCGGAGUGACCACUGAGUGACCAGUGACCCCUGAGUGACCACUGAGUGACCACUGAGUGACCCCUGAGUGAC